Molecule: messenger RNA, 2847 nt
Organism: Knipowitschia caucasica
Lineage: Eukaryota; Metazoa; Chordata; Actinopteri; Gobiiformes; Gobiidae
Source: the annotation of a GenBank genome assembly
AUGACUCGAUGGGUACCAACCAAGAGGGAGAAGUAUGGUGUUGCGAUCUAUAAUUACGACGCCCGGGGAGAAGAGGAGCUGUCUCUGCAGAUCGGAGAUACUGUGCACAUACUAGAGACGUAUGAAGACUGGUACAGAGGGCAUCGGUUGAGAAGGAAAUCUAAAAAGGGUAUUUUCCCAGCCUGUUACAUUCACCUAAAGGACGCCACUGUUGAAGGCAGCGGGCACAAGGAGACCAUCAUCCCUACAGAGCUGCCUUUGGUCCAAGAGGUGACCACCACACUGCGGGAGUGGGCUUCAAUAUGGAGGGACCUGUAUGUGGGCGACAAGAGAGAGAUGUUCAACACGGUGAGAGACAUGAUCUACAACCUGAUCGAGUGGCGCUCUCAGAUCCUGUCCGGAACUCUGCCCCAGGACGAACUCUCCGAACUCAAGCAGAAAGUCACCUCCAAGAUCGACUACGGCAACAAGUAUCUUGGUCUAGACCUGGUCGUCCGGGACAUCGAUGGGAACAUUUUAGACCCGGACCUCAGCAGCACCAUCAGCCUGUACAGAGCACACGAAGCUGCUUCCAAACAGAUAGAAGACCGGAUACAAGAGGAAAAGUCUCAAAAGCAGAACAUCGACCUGAGCAGACAGGCCAAGUUCGCGUCCACACCUGCGUUCGCGCUCUUUGUGACUCUGAAGAAUGUGGUGUGUAAGAUCGGAGAGGACGCUGAGGUUCUCAUGUCCCUGUACGACCCGCUGGAGUCCAAGUUUAUCAGUGAGAACUACCUGGUGAAAUGGUCCAGCUCUGGGUUAGUUAAAGACAUCGAUCAACUCCACAACCUCCGCUCUGUGUUCACGGACUUGGGCAGUGAAGACCUGAAGAGGGAAAAGAUCAGCUUUGUUUGUCAGAUCGUGAGAGUGGGACGAAUGGAGCUACGGGACAACAACACCAAGAAGCUGACAUCUGGGCUGAGGAGGCCAUUCGGAGUGGCAGUAAUGGACGUCACUGACAUAAUAACCGGGAAAAUGGACGACGAGGACAAGCAGCACUUUAUUCCUUUUCAACCGGUGGCCGGGGAGAGCGACUUCCUGCAGAGCGUCAUCAACAAAGUCAUCACCGCCAAAGAGGUCAACCACAAGGGACAAGGUUUGUGGGUGACCCUGAAGCUGCUUCCUGGAGACAUUCACCAGAUCAGAAAGGACUUCCCUCACCUCGUGGACCGCUCCACCGCUGUGGCACGCAAGAUGGGCUUCCCAGAGAUCAUCAUGCCAGGUGACGUGAGGAACGACAUCUACGUCACUCUUGUCCAGGGAGACUUUGACAAAGGGAACAAAACCACCCCGAAAAACGUGGAGGUCACCAUGUCUGUGUACGACGAGGACGGGAAGAGACUGGAGAAUGUGAUUUUUCCUGGCGCUGGAGAUGACGGCAUACACGAGUACAAGUCAGUCAUUUACUACCAAGUGAAGCAGCCGCGCUGGUUUGAAACAAUCAAGCAACAGUCGCCUAACACUCAGAAGAGUAACCGGCGCCAUUUGCGUUUCACGUUUCGCCACCGCUCGUCUCAGGACUCCAAAGACAAAUCGGAGAAAAUCUUUGCCUUGUCUUUCGUGAAGCUGAUGCGAUACGACGGCACCACUCUGCGGGACGGUGAACAUGACCUCAUCGUGUAUAAGGCUGAGGCCAAGAAGUUCGAGGACUCAUCUCUGUACCUGAACCUGCCGGCCACAAAGAUGGAGCUGGAGGAGAAGGGCUACUCCACCACAGGGAAAAACAACCAGAACCUUGGGAACUGCAGCAUCAGCAAAGACUCCUUCCAGAUCUGCACCCUGGUCUGUUCCACCAAGCUCACACAAAACGUGGAUUUGCUCGGCUUGCUGAAAUGGCGUUCCAACACCAGCCUCCUACAGCAGAACCUGAGGCAGCUCAUGAAGGUGGACGGCGGGGAAGUCGUCAAGUUCCUGCAGGACACGCUCGACGCCCUCUUCAACAUCAUGAUGGAAAACUCAGACAGCGACACCUUUGAUACUCUGGUCUUCGACGCUUUGGUUUUCAUCAUUGGGCUGAUCGCCGACAGAAAGUUCCAGCAUUUCAACCCAGUGCUGGAGACCUACAUCCGGAAGCACUUCAGCGCGACCCUGGCUUACACGAAGCUGACCAAAGUUUUGAAGAACUACGUGGACAAUGCAGACAAACUGACGGAGCAGCUGCUGAAGGCCAUGAAGGCACUGGAGUACAUCUUUAAGUUUAUUGUUCGCUCCAGGGUCCUCUUCAACCAGUUGUAUGAAAACAAAGGUGAGGCCGACUUUAUGGAGUCUCUACGCCACCUCUUCACGUCUUUUAACAACAUGAUGAACAGCGGCGCGGAGAACACAGGCAUGGUGAAGGGCGCCGCACUGAAGUAUCUCCCCACAAUCGUGAAUGAUGUCAAGCUUGUUUUCGACGCCAAAGAGCUCAGUAAGCUGUUCACUGAGUUCAUUCUCAAGGUGCCGCUGGGUCGUCUGGUCAAGCAGAAGCUGGACUGUAUGAUCGACAUCGUCCACAGCGACCUGUUUUCCCAUCACGACUGUCGGGAGAUCCUGCUGCCACUCAUGACGGAGCAGCUCAAGUUUCACCUGGAGAAACGGGACGAGAUGAAGAGAGAGGAGCUGAACGCCUGCUGCCAGCUGCUCAGCGACGUCCUGGAAGUGCUCUACAGGAAGGACGUGGGUCCGACUCAGUGGCACAUGCAGAUCAUCAUGGAGAAACUUCUAAGGACUGUAAACCAGACAGUGAUUUCUAUGGGCCACGAUUCUCCGUUUAUUGUAAGUACAGCUUUGAAACUAUACUUCCUGCUUCAUUUGAUGUUCGUGCUGUGA